Dendrobium catenatum is the source of this 2038-nucleotide messenger RNA. Its product is annotated as FRIGIDA-like protein 4b. Lineage: Eukaryota; Viridiplantae; Streptophyta; Magnoliopsida; Asparagales; Orchidaceae. The coding region runs from base 126 to 1721 and encodes 531 amino acids. The transcript is spliced from 3 exons. The record is from RefSeq and is a predicted model, not a curated record.
CCGCCUAUCACUUUUUCGUCUCUUCGAUCCUGCUUUUCAUCCUCCUCGACCCCCUUCUUCUUUUGCCCGCUUGCUAGGGUUAGGGUUUGGGUGCUGGCGAUCUCCCUGUAGCCGCGAUAACGGCGAUGGCGUCGGCUGCUUCGACUACGCCGAACUCGUCGGCGGUGGAGGCGGGCUUCGCGGAGCUGGAUCGUCAACGGGAGCUGAUCAGCAGUUGCACUGCCCUCUGGAAGGAGCUCUCGGACCACUUCUCCUCCCUCGAGCGAAGCCUCGAGCUCAGGUCCGAGUCCCUCCACUCCAAGCGCCGCACCCUCGACUUCCACACCCAGCGUAAACUCGCCUCUCUCCACCGCCGAGAGGAGUCAAUCGACGGCUCCGUCGACCUCGCCAUCGCUCGUGUAGAAGAACUCCGAGCCGCUUCUUUAUCUUCUCUUUCCUCAGCCGACGCAGCCGAACUCACAGCCCGUCUCCGUACCUUUUGCUCUAAGAUGGACUCCGACUCAUUCUUUGACCUUAUUGUCUCCAGUAGGAAGGAAUCAGAUCUCCUACGCAAGGAGAUACCUCUUGUUCUUAAAGAGUCCAUUGAUCCUGCAAAAUUUGUUAUGGAUGCGAUUGCUAGGAUCUUCCCUGUGGAUCGGCGAGCUGUGAGGUCGCCUCCGGGGGAUUUGGGGUGGGUCUGUGUGUUGCUGCUGGAGGGCUUGGUGUCUGCGUUGGCUGAUCCGGAGCUAGGGGCAGAGAGGUCGCUGGUGACGAGAAUUGUGAAAGAGAGAGCCAAGGAGAUGGCGGAUGCAUGGAAGGAUGAGAUGGAGCAGCGUGGUGGUGUGGAGAAUGCCAAGGCUCAGGAUGUGCAUGCUUUCCUGCAGCACCUGGUGACGUUUGAUAUUGGAGUGAAGGAAGAAAGGGAGUUUUAUAGGAAGUUGGUGGUGAGCAUUUCGUGGAGAAAGCAAAUGCCAAAGCUUGCUAUGGCACUGGGGCUGGAGGAUAAGAUGAGCGAUAUUGUUGAAGAGUUAAUUCUAAAGGGACAGCAGCUAGAUGCAAUAAAUUUUGCCUAUGAAUCUGGACUUCAGGACAAGUAUCCCCCUGUUCCUCUAUUGAAAUCCUUCCUGAAGGAUGCCAAGAAGGCUGCUGCUUUGAUCUCAGAGGAGCGAAACAACACUGUCCAAGCUGCAAACAAUACCAGCCGCAAGGAACAAUCGGCGAUCCGAGCUGUUAUGAAGUGCAUUGAGGAGCACAAGCUUGAAGCUGAAUUUCCACUAGAAAACCUCCUGAAGAGGCUAGAAAAUCUGGAGAAGGCAAAGGCCGAGAAGAGAAAGACAUCUGGUGGUCCGGCCAACAAGCGCACACGUGCCAAUAAUGGCGGCCCAAUGCCUCCGGCGAAAGCAGGCCGUCUCACAAACAAUGCCUAUGUUUCAUCAUUUCCUGCUCCUGCCCCCACAUUUGUGAGGUCACCCUCACACAACACAUACUCUUCUGCUCCAUUUUCCCCAUACCCUUAUGAAAGGACCGCAUGCCAUGGCUUCUAUGGCAGUCACAGCCCUACAGCCAUGAGAGAUCCUUAUGCUUACCCGGCUGAAGAGAUGGUUGCCGCCGCCGCCGCCGCAAUCAGUGCUCCCUAUCCAUCUCCUCCCAUCAGCUAUCCUACCUACGCAGGUUAUAGCAGCGGAAUGGGAGCUUACAGCAAUGGCAUUCCUCCUGUGUAUCAGCAAGCUUAUUAUCGGUAGAGAAAGUUUCUCUUAACUUCCCAAAGUGCUUACAACGCUGGUAACCCUAAACGACCAAUACUGCUUAUUUUGUAGGGACUAAUUACAAUGGUAGGAUUUGCUUGUGUGCUUAUCAGUAGUUGAAUUUGUUGCUCGUCUUUAGGCUGAACUUUGAAUUGUGCCUUCCUUUCCUUUCCUUUCAUGCAUGUAAAAAUGUCUACUGCAGUUUAUCUGUCUGUUACUUCUAUCUUUAAAGUUUAUUAGCUGCCUGAUGAAUGAUUAUGUACAGCUAAUUAAGCUCUCUCUUUUAUCAUCCAUGAUAUCACUAGCAUUUUGUA